Messenger RNA from Emiliania huxleyi CCMP1516, 441 nucleotides. RefSeq lists its product as hypothetical. Bases 1 to 441 code for a protein of 146 amino acids. NCBI's taxonomy places the organism in Eukaryota, Haptophyta, Isochrysidales, Noelaerhabdaceae. The transcript has 3 exons. The record is from RefSeq and is a predicted model, not a curated record.
AUGGCCGACGCUCGCGAUGGCCCGUCCGUUGCGGCCAGGCUCAAACUGUGCGCGCAAGCCACAGGAGAGGCGGUGGCGCCGCAAGACGAGGCGAUGAUUCGCAUCCUCUCGCAGCUCGCCGUGGAGCGCAACUGGUGGAGCUUCAGCGUCAACCCGACGCCCAUGGGCAAGCAGUUCAUUGUCCAGCCCCAGUCCCAGUGGGAGAGGGACAGGGAGCGGCAGCAGGCCAAGGAGGGCAGUGCCCCACCGCAGCCUGCACACCCGCAGCACCAACAGGUGCAGCAACCCCAGCCCAACGAGUCGCCCGAGGGGUGGACCAGGGUUGGGAAGGGCGGCAUGCCGGACAGGUUCACCAUGAGGAACCCUGGCCGCAAGCCGCCGGGCAAGGCGGUCAAGCGCAAGCCUGACCGCCAGCCCGCACCCAAGGGAGGCGCAGGAUAG